CGCCCGGGGCUCACCUCUAGCUCCGCCCGGUCCCAGUCCGCCCAGUAGUUUCAGCUGGGCCCUUCUAAGCUUCGGGGCUCAGUUUGACCUCCGCAUCUAGCCAUGGCGGCGGUGAUCUGGAGUCGGGCGCGGUGCUGGUGUCCGAGUCUCCAGCAGCUCUUUAGGUUUCCAGUGGCUCAGGUGCACCUCGGCAGACCAACCAUGAGAGCCAGUCAGCAGGACUUUGAAAAUGCAAUGAACCGAGUGAAACUCUUGAAGGAGGACCCGGGAAACGAAGUGAAGCUGAAACUCUACGCACUGUAUAAGCAGGCCACAGAAGGACCCUGUAAGGUGCCUAAGCCAGGUGUGUUUGACUUUGUCAAUAAAGCCAAGUGGGAUGCGUGGAAUGCCCUGGGCAGCCUACCAAAGGAAACUGCCAGGCAGAACUAUGUGGAUCUCGUAUCCAGUUUGGGUCCCACAUCUGAAGCCUCUAGCCAGGGAAAGCGUGGAGCCGAUGAGAAAGUCCAGGAGUCUAAAGGCAUCAUGGUAACCUCUGAAGAUGGCAUCACGAAGAUCAUGUUCAACCGGCCCACCAAAAAGAACGCCAUAAGCUUCCAGAUGUAUCAGGAUAUUAUCCUUGCACUUAAAAAUGCCAGCACAGACGACACAGCCCUAACUGUUUUCACAGGAUCCGGCGACUACUACAGCAGCGGCAAUGACCUGACUAACUUCACGAGUGCUGCUGGAGGGAUGGAGGAGGCAGCUGACAAGGGUGCUGUGGUCCUGAGGGAUUUUGUGAACAGUUUUAUAGACUUCCCCAAGCCUCUGGUUGCAGUAGUAAAUGGCCCAGCCGUAGGAAUCUCCGUCACCCUUCUGGGACUAUUUGAUGCUGUCUAUGCAUCGGACAGGGCAACAUUUCAUACUCCAUUCAGCCACCUCGGCCAGAGCCCAGAAGCAUGCUCCUCGUACACAUUUCCAAAGAUGAUGGGCUCAGCAAAGGCAUCCGAGAUGCUUCUCUUUGGGAAGAAGCUCACAGCAAGAGAGGCUUGGGCUCAAGGCCUUGUCACUGAAGUUUUUCCUGAAAGCACUUUUGAGGAGGAAGUCUGGAGCAGGCUGAAAACAUAUGCAAAGUUACCGCCAAACGCCAUGAGAAUUUCCAAAGAGCUAAUCAGAAAAAAUGUGAAAGAAAAGCUCCAUGCAGUUAACGAUGAAGAGUGCACUACCCUAAAAGCAAGAUGGCUGUCAGAAGAAUGCAUCAAUGCAAUCAUGAGCUUCGUGUCCAGAAAAGCAAAGCUGUGAAGACCCACCACAGCAGCUAGACAUCUCAGAGGAAGAAUGUGCUGUGAGUUCCAGUUUGGGAUACUUGAAUGACACAAACUCCACUGUGCCUUUCCCUUGAUUAACAGAGCAAUUUCGAUGAGAAUGCUUUACAGCACUGACAAAUAAAAACUUUCAUAAAUCUA
Messenger RNA from Psammomys obesus (fat sand rat), 1442 nucleotides. RefSeq names its product enoyl-CoA delta isomerase 2 (gene Eci2). NCBI's taxonomy places the organism in Eukaryota, Metazoa, Chordata, Mammalia, Rodentia, Muridae. Gene Ontology annotation, molecular function: fatty-acyl-CoA binding. Bases 103 to 1278 code for a protein of 391 amino acids. The transcript has 10 exons. The record is from RefSeq and is a predicted model, not a curated record.